This is a messenger RNA of Aspergillus mulundensis, 5598 nucleotides long. RefSeq names its product putative DEAD/DEAH box helicase. The coding region runs from base 1 to 5598 and encodes 1865 amino acids. The transcript has 4 exons. NCBI's taxonomy places the organism in Eukaryota, Fungi, Ascomycota, Eurotiomycetes, Eurotiales, Aspergillaceae. The record is from RefSeq and is a predicted model, not a curated record. Gene Ontology annotation, cellular component: cytoplasm. Gene Ontology annotation, molecular function: ATP binding; nucleic acid binding.
AUGGCUGACACCGCAAAGCUUCUGGAAUGGUUCGAAAGCCUCUCCUCCCGCACUCUAGAUCUAGUUGGCGACUAUGCUGGAGACGAACUGUUCCUCGUCGAAGGAGACUCGCUGCUGCUGCAGUGUUUCUCCGACCAUGACUUGGACUUCACAAACGGCCUUCAACUACUCCAUGCCACCUCGCUCGUUGAAAAGUUCCUCGCAAACCUCCGCCAGCGCAAAUGUGUGUUUCAUGUCGUCUUCUUUGCAGACCACGCCCAGGCGUGCAUCCCGUUGGACUCGGGGAAGGAGCGACGGCGAAAGUACCGACUCGCCCGCGAAGCAAUCUUGCAACACCUCACUCAGAACCUCGCGACAGCAGUUCCAGAGAUGCAGGUCAAAUGCUUCAAUAACUACCAAUCUACUGAGUUCCAGCAGUAUCUGCAGUCCGUUGGCGCGUACUUCCUGAUGUGCCACGAUGGCUCAACCCCGUUUGUAGUCUCGGAGGCACUUCACAUCCCCGACGAUGACCGGAAGGGCGUUGAAGCAGAUUCACUAAACAAGGAUAUGGAAGCUUCCAGCAUCUCACCCAAAGUAUGGCCAACCAAGAUUAUGAUGCGCUCGAUGAUACACUGGUUCAUUUGCAAUGGGUACAAUAUUGCCAUUCUGAACAGCUUGGAGUGUCGUGAUUCCAAGGUUAUGGCCAUGAUCCUCGAAGGUUCAGCAACUCGCGCCUCAAAGCUUUACGAAUUGAAUGACCCGCCCAGUAAUGCCCCGGUCAGCUCGGACUCCCGCGUACCAACGCCAUCGUACGGUGCAUCUUCCUCGCCAUAUCCGUCGGCCGUAUCUCGAGGAGAUAAACUGUUACUUAUUAUGGAGCCAGUGCUUCUAGGUUCAAUUCUAGACAUGCACAAAGAACUUGAUCUUCAGCUGACUCAACGUGAGUGGGCGACCGUGAUCACGAUUGGCACAAUGCUGCAAUCUUCUCAAUUAGACAAGGAUAAUACCCUUAGGGCUCGUGCAAUGCUGAUGCACGCGGCCAUACUAUCGCAGUGCAAACUUUCCGAAAGGGCGGUGGUCGUCCCCAGAUCUAAGGAAAACGAAGCUUUCCUCCAGAGAUAUGCCAGAAAACUACGCAAAGUUCUCACCUCGGAACUCUGGCAGAAUUUGACUAAGAAGAUCUCGUCUCGUUGUGACCUCGCCGACGCAGUCGAUGGACGGUUGUUCCUUGAAACCGCGAGAGUACUCCGUAAGGCAAAACGAAUUACCACCUUUGGCCAGGUCACACUGAAGAAGUUCGAAGCGCUCCGGUCCGUCCUACUCAGCUUGUUUAGUAUCGACAUUCAGCCGACGGCGUAUUCCGAUCACAAGGGGCAUGCUUCGAGCAGUAAAAAAGAGGGGGCGUCUCAACCAAUGGACAGCGAAAGCGUAGUCGGCGUUCUACCCUUCCAGAAUCCUGUCAUAGAUGCUCAUUUAAAACCUGUCUCACUCGUGACAAGUGACGCCACUUGUGACAUGCCCAGCGGAAGCAUGUCGCGAAUCUUCCAAGAGCUUACGCACUGGCACAAUCACAAGCGGCCACUUGAUCAUAGAGCAAAUAUUGCUCUCACGGAACGAGAGAAGAUGUUUAGCAAUCGUCGUAACCAACGAUUUAUGACGGAUGUGGCACGCUAUGCCGGAAGUCUUACAAACGCGGUAGGCGGAUCUCUGAUGCCAGAGGCAGUCUUUGUCAAGGUUCAGGUAGGCAAACCGUCGAGGCAGUUUCACGUACCAUCCUCCGCUGCCUCAGCAAAGCAAAACACUUCCACAGGGCAUAGAAAGCACGGAAAGUCCACAAAGGUAUCGGUUCGAGAUCAGAUUGCCGCUCAGCAAAAGUCAAAAGAAGCGGAGACGUUCAAGAAGCAUGUGGCGACGUGGAGUAUCAAUGUUGAAAGCUUUGAGAAGAUGCCGGAUUUGGUUACGCGAUACGUGAAAGUAAAGGGGUACCUUGCGAACUUGCCCGCUGAGAAGAGAAGUGCUUUACAGGCGGAGAUUUUGGCCUACAUGGUGAGCAUACUGGCCAAUGCUUGGGUGAAAGAACUUGAUUCCCACCAGCUUCAUGUUUCGAUACAGCUCGCGGCACUUAUUUGGCAGAUUAUACAGCAAAUUGCAAGUCUCAAAAAAGGAAUCACUGAAGACAUCGCAAAGCAUAUCCAUGGGACGGUGCAAGCGCUAAAGCUGCCUCAGAUUGACCUGCAGUUCCAGGAAGAGCGCAAGCUGUCAUUCAAUUUCGUGCGAUUGGAUAAAACAAUAGGCGAUUUUGGGAUUACAUUAUCGCCAACAGAGUUUCAGCUCGUACAUGCGGGUCCAUACUUGGAUCGCAGCAUGGGCUCAGCGCCCGAUCCCCGAGUCCAUGACUUUGAACCAGACAAGUGGCAGCGAGAUGUUCUGGACCAGAUUGACGCGCGCAGAAGCCUGUUCGUUGUGGCUCCGACCAGUGCGGGAAAGACCUUCAUAUCCUUUUAUGCCAUGAAGCAAGUCUUAGAAGAUGAUGAUGAUGGGGUCUUGGUUUAUGUCGCUCCGACAAAGGCACUGGUCAACCAGAUUGCUGCUGAAGUUCAAGCGCGGUUCUCAAAGUCAUAUAACACUCCGGGCAAGUCGGUCUGGGCCAUUCACACUCGCGAUCACAGGAUAAAUAACCCGACUGGCUGCCAAGUGCUAGUUACCGUGCCUCAUAUUUUGCAAAUAAUGCUCCUCGCACCGUCAAAUGCCCAGUCAUGGUCUCCUCGAGUGAAGCGCAUUAUAUUCGACGAAGUACACUGUAUCGGUCAAGCAGAAGACGGCGUCAUCUGGGAACAGCUGCUUCUUCUCGCACCGUGUCCGAUUAUUGCCUUGUCAGCGACUAUCGGAAAUCCCAUCAAGUUUAGACAUUGGCUCGAGAUGACUCAAAAGGCCAACGGCUUGGAGCUCAAGAUGAUCGAGCACAAGGCACGUUACUCAGAUCUGAGAAAAUACGUCUACCAUCCGCCAGCCCAGUUCUUGUUCAAUGGACUUUCCACUCCGCAACAGCUAGCUCCGCUCGGCCUCGAUUUGUGUCCUAAUAUGGCGUUUAUGCACCCGGUUGCGAGCUUGAUUGAUCGCUCGCGAGGUCUGCCCGAUGACUUGACACUGGAGCCGCGCGACUGCCUCAUGCUUUGGCAAUCUAUGGAGAAACAUUCGUCAGCAGCGUUUCCCGUUGAUAAGUCGCUAGAUCCCAAUAUUGCUUUGCCCAGCAUUAUCAAGAAAGCAGAUGUGAUCGAAUGGGAAGCCCGCUUGAAACAACUUCUCCGGGAAUGGAUGAACGACACUAAUUCGCCCUUUGAAGAAGUAGUCAAAGAGUUGUCGGCAAGUGUCUCGGACCAUACAAGUCCCAGCAUUCAGGUGUCUUUUGGCGAGAUUGAAGAUCUUAUUGGUCCACGCUCUGUACGCCACGAUAGUAUCCUUGACACAACGCUCCCUCUGAUCUGCUCGCUUCAUGCACAGGGUGCACUUCCGGUUCUAUUCUUCAACUAUGAUCGAAGCUAUUGCGAAAAGAUCUGUGAUCACCUCCUUACCGAGUUGGAAGCAUCAGAAGAUCAUUGGAAAGCGUCCAGUCCUGUAUGGAAACAGAAGAUGGCAAAGUUUCAGGAAUGGGAAAAGCUGCAGGAGAAGCAGAUCCGUGUUCGAGAGCCAAAAAAGGCCAAAGGAAAGAGAAACCGCGGUGACGAUGAGGAGGAGAGAUUGUCAAAGACAGAACUGGCGCGGUCGGCAUCAAAGGACUCCAGCAUGUUCGAGACCUUCGACCCUAGUGCACCAGUCUCUGGGUUCCAUUUCGCAAACGAAAUGAAGCUGUCGAUUUCCGAGUUCAAAGAAUAUGCUACACAACUGCGAUGCCGCGACGUUCCUGAACGCCUGAUCACUGCCCUCAGACGCGGGAUUGGCGUCCAUCAUUCUGGUAUGAACCGCAAAUACAGACAGGUCUGCGAGAUCCUUUUCCGAAAAGGGUACCUUCGUGUUGUAAUAGCUACAGGCACAUUAGCACUGGGUAUCAACAUGCCAUGCAAAACCGUGGUCUUCUCCGGAAACUCUGUCUUUUUGACUGCUCUCGGGUUUCGGCAGGCCGCUGGUCGAGCCGGACGCCGUGGGUUCGACUUCCUCGGAAACGUUGUCUUCCAGUGUAUUCCGCAGGCCAAAGUCUGCCGUUUACUUAGCUCGAAAUUGCCCGAACUCAACGGCCACUUUCCUCUUACGACGACCCUUGUUUUGCGUCUUAUGACCCUGCUCCAUGAAUCGAAGGCGAGUCCCUAUGCUGUCAAAGCCGUUAACUCCAUCCUAUCCUGCCCUCGGAUAUACUUGGGUGGUGAUGAGUCCAAACAUACCGUCCUUCACCAUCUACGGUUUUCGAUCGAGUAUCUCCGCCGCAACUGGCUCCUGAGUAAAGAGGGCGCUCCGUUGAACUUUGCUGGGAUUGUUGGUCACCUAUACUACACUGGAAGUUCGAGUUUCGCGUUCCACGCGUUGCUUAGCCAGGGUUAUUUCCAUCAGCUGUGCAGGAACAUUGGCCGUGACACAAAGAAAACUCUUCGCACGCUGAUGUUGGUUCUGUCGCAUUUGUUUGGCCGCUACCACCUUCGUCCUAGCAUUUUGGAAAAUUGGAAGGCACGGGACAAAUCUACGUCUGUCGUUGUCCUUCAACCACUGCCAAACAAUGCUGCCAAGAUACUGAAAUCACAUAACAAGGAAACGUUGAGCAUCUACUCAGCAUAUGUUACCACGUUCAUUGACCAGCAUAUCAGAAAAGAAGACUGCGUGCUUCCUUUGACGGGUAUGAAAUGCGGAGGGCUUAAGCCUGCCAAGGAUGUAAGCACCUCGCUGAAGUUUCUCCCUGCGACCCAAGUGACCUCUGCCUUCGUGGCCCUAUCCGGACACCGAGAUGGUAAGUGGAAAACAAUCAGCGAGCUCUGCACCCGUGUCCGCAGCGGUGUCUGGCUCGAGCAGUCGGUGAUUCCGCAUCUUCAAGUUUCUCCCGAGGAAGGACAAGUUCUUCUCAAUGCGUAUCUGUACGAUUUCUACAAGCACGGCAAUGUUCACGCCCUCAUGACUGAGAAUAUGAUCCGACGAGGAGAUCUGUGGUACCUUCUCAACGACUUUUCGCUUGUGUUAGCUACGAUCGUCACUAGCCUCGAGAACUUUAUGAAACUCUCGCCUGGAUUGGAUCCGGACUUGCUGGAGACUAUGGGGAGCGGCGAUACGCUGGAAGAUGACUUGGACGACGAACUUUUGGAAAUGUCUGGAUCUGGUAACUCUUUCAAAGCCAGUCUGCCGCAACGACCGCAUACGACAAACACGAGCGCUACAGCCUCGAGAAAACAGAAGUUGAAGAAGUCAAAAGUAGCGGACAGCUGGGACGACAGUUGGAGUGACGAUAGCGAUUUGAAUGAUAACCCUGACCAAAGCAGCAAGGACACUCCGCAGUCGCAGCAGUUCAAAGGUCCAUCGAAUGGUCAAGAGAACGACGAUUCAGAUGCGUUCCUCGAGGGUGAAGGACUCUUGCAGGUCCUCAAGGCGUUUAGAAUGCUCCGGGAAGAGUUCAACGCCAAGUUCAAAGCUAUUUGGGCAUGA